GAAUUGAAGAGAAAAAAAAUGGUGAGACCUGAAUACCUAACUGGAUUGUUUUACGCCAUGGUUGUACAACCGCCUGUUCUUGUUUCUUGUUGUGGUGAUAUUUAUCAGCUGGAUGGUUACGAACCAGCCGUGGAAGUUGUCUCAAUCUACGGUGACAACUUCGACACCCCAAAGGGCAGAGAACCAUUCUUUAUUGAAACACACCGCUGUGUUUCGAAAGGCUUUACAGACGUCGAUGAAUGGCCUCUCCCAGAUACACAAAACGAGAUAGAAAUUGUUGUGGCGGAUUUGAAUGACGCAAAAAAAUUUUACAAAUACGUUGUGUUUAACCACACCUCCUGCAAAUCUGGUUUUAAGAAGCCAAUACUGCACAAGACGCUUAAAUCCAACCAAAUCAAUAGAACAGAAUUUGAGAAAAAAUUACCCAACAACCCAGUAAACUUAAGAAGCCUGACAGGAUCAUUCUGCGACAAACCUCAACCACGAUACAGGGUUCACCCUCAUGGCGAAAACGUCAAACCUUGCGAAAAGCUCAUACCAUUCAAGCAAUGUUUGCCAGGUUGUUACGUCACCAGAAAUCACUUGAUUUUGAAAAUAAAAAUGAUUAGUGAAAAAGAAGCGAAAGUCGAGUAUUUCAACGACACGGCGUGCUCACCACAUACAAAACAGCCAACCACACCACCGUGCUCUGGAAAUCGAAAUACGAGUUUAAAAAAACAGGGGACAAAAUCUUCAAGGAAAGCUGAUCAAUCGUCUCUUUCGACUAAUGAAAUAUAUGACUCAGGACUGGCGACUGAGUCUGAGUGA
Molecule: messenger RNA, 807 nt
Organism: Dendronephthya gigantea
Lineage: Eukaryota; Metazoa; Cnidaria; Anthozoa; Malacalcyonacea; Nephtheidae
Exons: 5
Coding region: 19-807 (262 amino acids)
Source: RefSeq, a predicted model, not a curated record